Messenger RNA from Letharia columbiana, 966 nucleotides. RefSeq lists its product as uncharacterized. Gene Ontology annotation, molecular function: methyltransferase activity. The transcript has 9 exons. The coding region runs from base 1 to 966 and encodes 321 amino acids. NCBI's taxonomy places the organism in Eukaryota, Fungi, Ascomycota, Lecanoromycetes, Lecanorales, Parmeliaceae. The record is from RefSeq and is a predicted model, not a curated record.
AUGAGCGGGAACAGUGAACCCCCGCCCUAUAGCGAACAUGGUCGCUUGUACCACGGUUAUCGCAGAGGCAUCUAUCAAUUCCCCUGUGACGAGGCUGAAAAAGAACGACACGAUGCCCUAGACCAUAUCGUCCUCCUUGCACGCAGGGAUGAGUUGCACCGCGCGCCCCUUAUCCCCUCGGGAGAGGAUUACCCUCGAUUGAGGAUCCUAGAUGUAGGAUGUGGCACUGGCAUAUGGGCGAUCAACAUGGCGGAUAAAUACCCCAUGGCAGAGGUCAUUGGCAUCGAUCUCUCCAAAAUCCAACCCGACGUGAUACCACCAAAUCUGCGUUUUCGAACCCCCAGGGAUUUUGAGAGCCCGUGGUUUAUGGGUGAAGACUCUUGGGACCUUAUCCAUCUUGCCAUGCUUUGCGGCAGUGUUUCAAGCUGGCAUGAAAUGUACGCUAACGUACUCCGACACCUCAGGCCAGGCGUUGGCCACAUCGAGCACGUCGAAAUAGACUUAGUCCCUCGCUGUGACGACGAUACACUUAGUCGUAAGGGAGAAGCACUCGAACAUUGGUAUGCUUACCUGUUCGACGCGACGCGACGUCACGAUCGCUCAAUUGCAUAUGAGCAUGACAAUCCAAGACAUUUGGAGGAGUGGGGCUUCGUUGAUGUUCAGCAUACAAAGAUCAGAAUACCCAUUGGUGAGUGGGGUCAAGACUGGCGGGAACAUGAAAUCGGAAGAUGGUACAGGGUUGGCCUAUGUGAGGCCAUAGAAGCUCUCAGCCUCGCUCCUUUCACAAGACCCUCCUACAACUGGCCAAUCGCAGACGUGAAGAGAUAUCUUGGCGAAGUCGAGACCAUCGUCCAGAGAGCUGAUAUCCAUGCCUACCACGAGUUGCACAUUACCACCGCGAGAAAACCUUUCCCUCACGAAGUCAACCAUGAUCAUAAGGCCAGUGGUGGGCAACAACAAAGGUGA